Mesocestoides corti is the source of this 2454-nucleotide messenger RNA. Lineage: Eukaryota; Metazoa; Platyhelminthes; Cestoda; Cyclophyllidea; Mesocestoididae. The record is from the annotation of a GenBank genome assembly.
AUGCUUGGUUUCGCGAAAACUGGCGCUUCUGUUCAAAAACUUCUUGAUUUACUUCGCUGUGACAAUUGUUCUCGAACUCUUCAUGAGCCCUACACCACUGGGGUGUGCACUCACACCCUGUGUAUGGACUGUUGCUGUAACAGUCUACCCCCCGCUGGGAGUCGGUCAAAGAGGCAUACUGGUUCUGCGAACGUUUGUCCCAAAUGCAAUAUUCCCGUCCGUCCCUGUGACGCCAAACCUCAUCCACAGCUCUCCUCACUAGUGCUCGUGGCUCGUAGGCUGGCAAAACUUCUUAGCUUGCCACCUAGCACCUACAGUGAAGAAGUCACACCGUUGUCUAGGAAUACGAUUGGUUUAAAUGACGGUAUAGAUUUUAUAAAGAAGGAUGCAUACUGUCGCGUUGAGAGCCCGUCUCCUCCAUCCGAUUCCCAAAAAGAAUUGACACCUGCCAGUCAUGCUAAUGCGACUCCGCUAGCCACCGCGAUCUCGCCAGUUGAAUGUGCAGUUGUAUCUGCGAUUGCGCUGCCUGAGAACGCUGAGGUUGUGGAAAUUGAACCACUUGAAACCACGUCUCCUGAGGUUUUGAUGAUGCCGCCACCUCUCAAUCCUGGCGCCAAAUCAAUCAGGAGAUCCGGACCUAAGCAGCACGUUGCCACAUCGUCCUCCGAAGAGGCCGAGUCUGAUCCGAAGGCGCCUCUCGCAUCACCCGAAAAGUCCUGUCUAACAGACACCUCGUUUGCGGAGAAGCCAAACAACACGUCCCGCUCGUCACUGGGACGGAAGAAGCCAACUCCGCUGAAGCGAAGCGCAACACUCAAACUCCCCUCGGUGGAACUCAGGACCACGAAGCGUUCCAGUGCCAUUUGCAAGUCCAAGUCAGCUUUGGACGUAAGCGGCGGUGUUGCCGGUUUCAAGACCUUUAUGUCUACUGUCGAGUUGAAAUUGAACAGCAAGGGUGAAAGUGUCAUCCACCGAGCCGCCAUCAAAAAUGACGUGCCCCUGUUAAAGAAGCUCCUUGCCAACGGACUCUCGCCGAAUAUUCGCGACCACGCUGGAUGGACGCCGUUGCACGAAGCGGUUCUGCGAGGACAUGUCGAGGCGGCAGAAUGCCUUCUGAAGGAGGGCGACGCUGUGGUGGAUAUGCCAGGGGGACCCGACCUGGAGACAGCCCUCCACGAGGCCGUGGUGAACCGUCGUGUGGAGUGCGUUCAACUCCUUCUGCGUUACCACGCCGACCCCAACUUUACCAACGGCCAUGGUUUAACCACCCUACAGGUGUGCGAUAAAGCCAUUGAGGAGAAUCGAGCGGCUGUGUUAGUGAAAGAUCGUUCUAGGAAGGACUCCAAAAAAUACUGCCACGCGUCGCAGGCUCUGGAAACUUUCAAAACCAUCAAGGGCAUUCUUGAGGAAGCUUCCACGACGCAGUCAUCUAAGCCACCGACACAGGACGAUGCGUCACUUAAAGCAGAAGGCGACAAAGCUUCCAAUUCCGCGGCCUCAAAGAUUUUUACCGAAAGAAGGCGUCUUCGACCAGUCAUUCUGGGUACUGGAUUGAGUCGGCUACAGCGCACGCAGCUAGCCCGCGUGGCGUCGAUCAUCCACGCGCGCGUUGCCUCGGAGAUGUCAUCGGAAGUGACGCACCUCAUCACGGGCACCACCAUCGGCACCUCACCGAAGGACAAGAAGAGAAAGAAGGCCGAUCCGGCUAAAACACCGACAUCCGCCUCCCACCCUGGAGCCACCUGCCCCCGCACCCUCAAGUUCCUCCUCGCCGUCCUCCAGGGCUGCUGGAUCCUGUCCUUCGAUUGGAUAGAGACCUGCGAAGUCGUCAAGAUGCGCGUGGAAGAGGAGGCCUUCGAGGUGAUGGGUUGCAACGCGUCACCACAGAGCGGCUCCUCGCGACGGGCCCGGCGUGCUCGCGAAGCUGGCUCAGCUGGACUGUUCCACGGCUUCCGCUUCUGCCUCCUGGGCAACUUCGCCUAUCCCACGCCAAGUCGAGUCGAUCUCGCGGCCCUGAUAACCGCGGGCGGGGGGACCGUGUUUUCGCGCGAAAUCUCAUCCCCCUCGCGACUCGCCUACCUAGCUGUUGACAACCCAGUCAUUGCCGGUGAUUGGACGGUCCAAGCACAACUCAAUACCUCGGUGGGCGGUGACACGGCGCCGCCGUCGCCGCCUACUCCCACGCCUACAGAUCGCACCGUCCAUCUGCACCAACUCAUCGCCCUCUUUGAUACACGUGUUUCGGAUUCAGGCAACAGUGGUGAUGGGGAUCCCAAGCCGGGUCAAAUCAGCAGUCCGAACCAACUAGUGAAUUCGGCGUUGUCGAUGCUUCAGCCAAAAAAGGUGAUCCAGGAGACUGCUGUACCUCCCAUUCGACUGCUUCCGGCAGCUUGGGUGAUGGAUUGUGUCGCUGCCUACUCAAUUUUGCCAGCUCCCGACAACGUGCCCCAUUGA